Messenger RNA from Babesia microti strain RI, 1980 nucleotides. Its product is annotated as Protein kinase domain. Bases 1 to 1980 code for a protein of 659 amino acids. The record is from RefSeq and is a predicted model, not a curated record. Gene Ontology annotation, cellular component: cytoplasm; nucleus. The transcript has a single exon. Gene Ontology annotation, molecular function: calcium/calmodulin-dependent protein kinase activity; ATP binding; calcium-dependent protein serine/threonine kinase activity. Gene Ontology annotation, biological process: peptidyl-serine phosphorylation; intracellular signal transduction; protein autophosphorylation. NCBI's taxonomy places the organism in Eukaryota, Apicomplexa, Aconoidasida, Piroplasmida, Babesiidae.
AUGCAACAACAAAAUAAUUUUGAAACUGCUCAUCUAAAGUGCCUCAAUCCUGCUUCGCAGCAAGAUGUACACAAGAUUGUAGUGGAUAAAAAAGUAGAAUCAUCAAUCCACAGCACAAAGAUAGCACCUAUACCAAUAACCAGCAACAACACUGAAAAUGAAGCACAAUUGCCAAAAUACAAACGCAUUAAACGCCUGAGUGCCGGUUCACGCCUAUCUAGGUAUUACUGCAUUGGAUCUGAAAUUAGAAUAUCUGCUGAACCUAUAAAAAAGGAGUCAAGCAGGCCUAUUUUACGGGAUGUAAUUGAGCGUAAGACGGGUAAAUAUAAAAUUUUGAAGAUAAUUUCCAAGAGUAGGAUACCUGCCGGGCCAAAUGGGAUGCAAACUUGGGUGACGCUUUGCGAGAAAUUGCUUAAUUUGGAUAGGCAUCCAAAUCUUAUGUCCAUAUAUGAAAUAUACGAGUCAGAAUCUUCGUUUUAUAUAAUUGCUGAGAAGAUGGAGGGAGGGGAGCUUUUCGAUUUUCUGCUGAAAGAAAAGGCUAUUCCUGAAGAUAUAUGUAAAUAUAUAAUCCGGCAAUUGCUCAUAGCCACUGAAUAUCUUCAUUCAAAGCACCUACUACAUAGAGAUAUUAAACCAGAAAAUUUAAUGUUCCGCAGGAACAUUAACUCGAGGAUGAUCCCAAUAGAAGAUAGGUACGAACUAUCGCUAAUUGAUUUUGAUACAUGUAAAAUGACGGAUUCACCCCAAAGUCAGCAAUGUGAAAUCGUUAACGGGAGGCGACGUCUAGUAGGUACAUACGGUUAUUUGGCUCCAGAGGUGUUGAAAGGUUAUGAUUAUUCUCCUGCUUCGGACCUAUGGUCAGUUGGCGUUGUCCUGUAUAUACUAAUGACAGGGGUUCCCCCCGCCAGUAUGGACAUUAUGUACGAUGCACAAUCUAGUUUAAAUGUUCUAAGACAUGCUGAAAUAAAUGGUCUGGACUUUGACAUGCCUCCAUUUUUAGACUUUCCCCUAGCACGAGAUUUAUGCAAACGGCUUCUUACAUUUGACCCCAAAAAGCGGCUCAAUAGUGCAUCUUUGGCGUUAGAACACCCAUGGUUGGCAAACAUUCCUUCGUGUUUCAAGAAAGUUAACAAUAUCCACUAUCAUAACAAUAACAAUUCCGAUAAUAACAAUUCUCACGUCCAUAAUAGUGGCAACUCAAACGGGCAUAAUAAUUUUGCCAGACAAGAUGAGCAAAAUAAUGGUAGAAAUGGCGGUAAACACAAAUGGUACAAGAGCAACGAAUGCAAAUCAAAUGGUCAAACUGAUUUUGGCAAUGAUCAAACCGAUGUUCCUGGUGGGUCUACUUCUGGCGCCUAUGCCAGUGAAAGUAUGGAAGUAAAAGAUGUUAAGAAUAUAAACAAGUUUAGGGGUGUUAUAAAUAGUACAGUUUAUAAUGAAAGCACUGAAACAAUAAUUUCUGAUGCUGGAGUACAGCAUAGGGGUUUGUUGUGUCCACCACCGAACAUUCCCACAAUGGAGAUGCAAAUGAAAAAAUUCAUUCCAUCUAAAAACACGAAACUAUCGCAGAACAAUGUAAUGCAGAGGAAGAGAUCUUCUUCCGAAAUGGAAAAAUCAUACAAGUUGGGCCUCCAUUCUCAAGCUCUUGCCCUAAAUGCCGUGGCUGUGCAACAAAUGGAUACGGUUGUGGUGGAGCAGGAGGUCGAACAAAAUUCCAAAGUGAGCAAAUUAUUAGCUACCAAUGGGCAUAAUCUAGAGUCUUAUAAACAAUUUGGGUCGUUAGAUGCAGUAGAAUCGUUGGAUUCCCGUCACAACAAUACUGCGGGCUUAGCUGCAAUUACUGCUAUGUUCACCCAAGUACAAUCAUCUUUAAACAGUCACAACCAAAGCCAUAGUCAUAACUGUAUCCAUAAGUCUAAAAGAAGUAGGAAGGCCAAUACACCACGCAGCCGAUGCUCACAACAGACUGUAGCGUCUUAG